AUGUCGGGCACGUAUACGCACAAGUUUGAUACAGCGGCGUACAAGGGAGAGGCAACUAUCAACACCGGCCUAUUCAUUGGGGGAAAGUGGGUCGAUCCUAUUGAAGGGGGCAGCAUCGAAGUGGUUAAUCCUGCUACCGGAAAGGUCGUCACCUCUGUGGCUGCGGGAACGAAAGCAGAUGUCGAUCUUGCUGUGGAAGCCGCGGAGAAGGCCUACAAGACCGUCUGGGGUUUGCACUAUCCCGGUGCCGGACGAGGAAAGCUUCUGAACAAGUUGGCUGAUCUAAUUGAGAAAAACAUCGACGAGUUCGCUGCGCUCGAGGCUCUCGAUGUCGGCAAAAUUUUCGCGAAAGCAAAAGCGAUUGACAUCGGAGGCGCUGUCACUUGCCUUAGGUAUUACGCCGGGUGGGCGGACAAGGUACAAGGAAAGACGAUCGAAACCACCGAGAAUAAACUCGCCUACACGCGCCACGAACCAUAUGGCGUCGUGGGUCAAAUCGUGCCGUGGAACUUCCCCAUGGGGAUGGUCUCUUGGAAGAUCGGUCCUGCCCUUGCGACAGGCAACACCGUCGUAUUGAAGCCAUCUGAGAUGACCCCCUUGACAGCGCUGAAACUGGCCGAUCUGAUCAACGAGGCUGGUUUCCCUCCCGGUGUUGUCAAUAUCGUGAACGGAUAUGGACAUACCGUCGGUCAGGCGAUAUCAGAGCACCCUCGAAUCCAUAAAGUUGCGUUCACGGGCAGCACGCUGACUGGAAGGAAGAUCUUGAAAGCGUCGGCAGAGACAAACUUGAAGGUUGUCACCCUCGAACUGGGAGGGAAGAGUCCGUUGGUUGUUUUCGAUGACGCAGACAUUGAUCAGGCUGUCAAGUGGGCGUCCCACGGUAUCUUCUUCAACAUGGGCCAGGCAUGCACGGCUGGCUCUCGCAUUUUCCUCCAAGAAGGGAUCUAUGGUGCCUUCCUUGAAAAAUUCACCGCAAUCGCACAAGACCUCGCAGCAAAGACUGGCGACCCGUUCACUCCAGGGACACAACACGGUCCUCAGGUCUCGCAAAUUCAAUUCGAUCGCAUCAUGGGCUACAUCGACUCCGGCAAGAGCGACGGCGCGACACUUCACGUUGGGGGCGAGCGGCACGGUAGCGAGGGCUUCUUCGUGAAGCCAACCAUCUUCACCGACUGCCACCCCGACAUGAAGAUCACGAAGGAGGAGAUCUUUGGGCCCGUCGCGGCGGUCAUCAAGUUCAAGACGGAGGAGGAAGCCAUCGACCUCGCGAACAAUACGGAGUAUGGUCUGGCAUGCCAUGUGUUCAGCCAGAAUGUGAACCGCGCGAUUCGGGUGGCCCAUGCGCUCGAGGCGGGAAGUGCCUGGGUGAACUGUGCGCAGUUCACUGAAAUUUCUGUGCCUUUCGGAGGGUACAAGCAAUCCGGAAUUGGACGGGAACUAGGCGAAUAUGCCCUCGACACGUACACCCAAGUCAAGGCUGUGCAUAUCAACAUCGGAACCAACCUUUAG
Molecule: messenger RNA, 1509 nt
Organism: Cyclocybe aegerita
Lineage: Eukaryota; Fungi; Basidiomycota; Agaricomycetes; Agaricales; Hemipholiotaceae
Source: the annotation of a GenBank genome assembly